This is a messenger RNA of Brassica rapa (field mustard), 2480 nucleotides long. RefSeq lists its product as uncharacterized. Lineage: Eukaryota; Viridiplantae; Streptophyta; Magnoliopsida; Brassicales; Brassicaceae. The record is from RefSeq and is a predicted model, not a curated record.
ACGUGCAAAGUGUUGGAGAUGGUGACGGAAGGAUUAGGGAUAGAGCCAAGGGACACACUGAGUAAGAUGGUGAGAGAUGAGAAGAGCGACUCUUGCUUGAGAAUGAACCAUUAUCCUACGGCGGAGGAAGAGGUGGAGAAGAUGGUGAAAGUAGGGUUUGGGGAACACACAGACCCACAAAUCAUCUCAGUGCUACGGUCCAAUAACACUGCGGGUCUUCAAAUCUGUAUGAAAGAUGGAAGUUGGGUCGCUGUCCCUCCUGAUCACUCUUCUUUCUUCAUCAAUGUUGGCGAUGCUCUUCAGAGGAUCAAACAUUGUAAAGUGUGAUAAACAAAAGAGAGAGAGAGAGAAGAAAAAGAAUCAAACAAAGGGGAAGAGCAAAAAAGAAAUGGCGUAUAGGAGAAGACAAGGGAUCACAAGAGCUUCAACAUUCAACGACGAUAUCUACAAUCAAACACCUGAUCACGACCACGGCGAUCUCAAAGGUCACUCCAACGGCGGAUCCUCCUUCAGAUCUUCUCAAUCUUUCUCCUCUCAUUCCUCCCUUGCCGCUCAAGCAAUCCGCGCCUCCUCCAAUUCCCACGACGAUGCAACGACGAGGAACGAGAGCCGCGGCUUCUGGGGUAUCCUCGCUCAGAAAGCCAAAUCAAUCCUCGAGGAGGACGAAGAAGAAGAGCAGCAACAACACCAACAACAACAACGAAACGUCGUCGUUUCAGAGCCCUCGAAUAAUAAUAAUAACAAUAACCCUACGAUACGCAAAAGCAUAGAGAAGAUCACUACGACGAUGAAUCAUAUAGGAGACAGUUUCGAGAAGGGCCGUACCAUCGUAGAGUCUCAGAUCAGGAAGAAAGGAUCAGAUCUAAUGGAGAACGGUCCAUGGCAACCGUUAACGCAACCGAGCCCACACGAGUCUCAGCUCAAAGCUUCACGUGACGUGGCCAUGGCUACAGCAGCCAAAGCCAAGCUCCUCCUACGCGAAUUAAAAACGGUUAAAGCUGACCUAGCGUUCGCUAAACAAAGAUGUUCCCAGCUCGAGGAAGAAAACAAACGGUUAAGAGAUAACCGGGAAAAGGGUAACACCAAUCCAGCGGAUGAUGACCUAAUCAGGCUUCAGCUCGAGACGUUACUUGCGGAGAAAGCAAGACUAGCGCACGAGAACUCUAUCUACGCGAGAGAGAACAGGUUCUUGAGAGAGAUCGUUGAGUAUCAUCAGUUAACGAUGCAGGACGUUGUUUAUAUCGACGAAGGUAUCGAAGAAGUCGCUGAGGUGAAUCCUUCCAUCACUCGAACGCUCUCAAUGGCUUCGUUUUCGGGUGCUUCUGAGUUGCCUGUCUCUCCUUCUCCUUCGUCUCCGGGUUCGCCUUCUCGGCUUUCGGUUUCUACCGAUGUUUAUCCGGUUUUGGUUCAGCAGAGUUCGGCUAGUGAUGUUGUUGAGAGUCCUAAACCGGUUCGACCACCUUCUUUGGGAUAUGCGGAUGAUGGUAAGAGACCAUCGUCUCAGCUCUCUGUUUAGAUUCGAUGAGUUGAUUAUUCUUUAUUACCAUUUUGAUUUGUGUCUUGUGUUCGAAAUUCUUUUGUUUUUAUUAGCAGAAUUGUGUUCUUUUUAUUACCUUGGUUUCAUUUUGGUUCUGUUGUGUAAUAGUUUCUACUUGUUCUAAACAUUUUUGCCCAUGUAAAUCUUUCAUUUUGAUUAUUAUUUGUGUCUUGUUUUGAAAUGUUGUGUUGUUGUUCUUAUGAGUUUUGUGGUCUUUUUAAUAACUUGGUUUCAGCUUUGGUUCUAUUGUAAUGGUUUCUUCUUGACUGAUGAAUAGUUUUACCCUCUACGUUCGUGUAAAUCUUCAAGGGGAAUUUAUUGAUUUGAUUUUUUUUCAUUUUGGAAAUAUAGAAUUAAACAAAUGAUGAGGCAAGUGUAUAUGUUCGACAUUCACGGCGUAACAGAGUCUUUAGUACUAACAUGCAACCACGUCUGUGCAUAUUUUUAGAUCUGGAAAACAUAAUAGGUGUCAGAUUGGUCUAUUGUGAGUAUAUACAAUCAUACAACUCUAACGAAUGUCAAGUGAUUAGAAACUUAAAAAUUAUAUAUCAUUUAUUUUUAUUGAAUUGUUUUUUGGCAGCCUAUUUUUUAUUGAUAGGGUCAAUUAGCCAACUGAUCAUGUUAACAUUGUGUUUAAGCUGAUAGCUAUUAAACAACAUAAUAACAAAUUAAGCGAUUGUGUUUUCUUUGAACAAAUAAGUCUUUCUCAGAUGCACAACUCUAUGUAAUAUUUUACCAAAAAAAAAAGAAAAAAACUCUAUGUAAUAUAGAAAUGUACCAGCAAAUAGAUGAAAAACAUAUGCUAUCACGUCUCUCUUCUUAUUCAGAAAUCAGAAGAUAAAUCACAAAAUAGUAUAUAGAUAUUGUAUAUAAAGGGGUAUAUUCAUAUUCACAUCAUAUACUGAAUAUAUCAUAAAAUAGUAUGUAUUAUUUAAAAGGAGAG